Messenger RNA from Notothenia coriiceps (black rockcod), 2053 nucleotides. RefSeq names its product nerve growth factor b (beta polypeptide) (gene ngfb). The record is from RefSeq and is a predicted model, not a curated record. Gene Ontology annotation, biological process: positive regulation of peptidyl-serine phosphorylation; neuron projection morphogenesis; negative regulation of neuron apoptotic process. Gene Ontology annotation, cellular component: synaptic vesicle; axon; dendrite. NCBI's taxonomy places the organism in Eukaryota, Metazoa, Chordata, Actinopteri, Perciformes, Nototheniidae. Bases 8 to 595 code for a protein of 195 amino acids. Gene Ontology annotation, molecular function: growth factor activity; nerve growth factor receptor binding. The transcript has a single exon.
UGUUCUCAUGAGGUCGUCUAUGCUGGUCCUGUUCCUCCUCAUCAGCGCCCAGGCUGUGGCCGCCAUCUUAGGAGCAGCACAGCAGCAGGGUCCAGGCAACAACUCCAACACCAUCCCCACAGUGGACCCUAAGCUCUUCACCAAGCGCCGCUACCUCUCACCCAGGGUGCUCUUCAGCGACCAGCCGCCUGAUGCAGAUCCGGCGGGGUCCCAGGGGGGCGUCAGGAGGACCCCCAGGAGAGCGGGGCAGCCUCAGCACCGAGGAGUCUACUCAGUGUGCGAUAGCAUCAGCAACUGGGUGGGCAACAAGACCAAAGCCACAGACAUCUCAGGCAAUGAGGUGACGGUGCUGCCGGACGUGAACAUCAACAAUGUGAACAAGAAGCAGUACUUCUUUGAGACGACGUGCCACAGCGAGCGCUCCGGCAGCUCCGGUUGUUUGGGGAUCGAUGCCAAACACUGGAACUCCUACUGCACCAACUCACACACUUUUGUCAGAGCGUUGACCUCGUUUAAGAACCUGGUGGCCUGGAGGCUCAUACGCAUCAACGUGGCCUGUGUGUGUGUGCUGAGCCGUAAGUCAUGGCGUCAGUAAAGACUUUCCAUUCACAUCACAAACACACUCAAUUACAAACACAGACAUACUCAUCACCAGAGACUUCUCAUCCUCUAAACAAAGUAAGUUAUUAGUAUAUGUCAAAGUAUCAGGACUGCACAACAGCCCUGGGUCAAAUAGCUAGUAGCGGGUACAUUACCAAAGAUGCUGUGACACUUAGCAUCAUACUGUCCUUGCUGCAGGAGACACCACCACAUGUGUUCAAAUGUGUAUAAAUCCUUUGUGACAUUAAUUGUCACAACACUUCUUUGGGUCUAAACACUUUACAGUGUGUUUAAAAGAAGUGAGCUUACCAAACCUCUGCAGCGCACUCCUCAUAUCUGCCAGUUCCUCUUCACAGCAGACAUUUUGACACAUCACUGCAGAUAAACACAGGUGUUAUUAAUACCACUCAUUAUGGCUCUGGUAUUGUGGCUCACUGGAAUUAACUGGACCUUAAUUACCUUAAUCAAUUACACCUGUGUACACCCUGCAACCACAUGGCAAAAUGGCUGCUGUGAAUGUAGCCUAUUAGCUUAGAGGCUGCAUGUAUGUUGCAUUGUGGGUAAUGUAGGCACCAGGUUUUGAUGCAUGGAAUUAAAAAGACAAUAUUUCUGGUUUUGCUGCAUCUAUUUUGUAUUCCUUUUGUAUUUGACAUUUAGUACAGUUAUUAAACAGUAUCAGAAUGUGUACCCUGUCCUAAAUUCAGAUCAUUUUUAAAUAGUAUGAUUAUUUUAAACUUGUUGUCUAUUUCCAGAACAGCCAAAGCCAAGCCAUGGCUGCAACCACAUCCAGCUACAGUCCUUCUCACACUGCAUAGAUGUGUACUUUACCUUUCAUUUUUAGCAAUUUGAUAAACACGGGUUAAGCUGAAUGACAGCUCAACUUCUCCAAACUAAUAAUAUGAGAAGCCACAGAUGAUGUAAAAUUGUGAAUAUAUUUUUUUAAUGAGUUGCAGCCGUCGAUAUGUCCAUAAUGACCUGCUGCAGAAAAACUACAUUUAAAAUAGCAAUUUAACCUUAUCGUGUACUUUAUCAUGUUCUACUUCCACAUGACCUUUAACCUGCUUUCCACCUCUGCAGCAGAUUUAUUUCUAACCUGAUGCGAUGACCUCUAGUGGCAUACAGGUGACAACUACAAGACAUUGAAACUGGGUUUUAAGCAUACACUGUAUUUCAUUUAUAUAAAGUCUUUGGUGGAACUAGACCCUGGUGCAUUUUAAACUGCAGCUUAUGAAGACACAUAAUUGGUGUUUAACAAACUACCAUAGACUGUAUAAACCUACUUUAAAGGCAUCACAGGUUUAAACCUGUCUUAUACCGCAGCUCAGUUUGUGCACAUCAACACAAUCAUGCUGAUUACAGUGUUUUCUUUUCUUCACCCAUUAUAUAUUCCUAUAGCACACCACACUCACUAUAAGUGGACUGAAGCAACCCACACAGUUUAGAAAUACAGUUU